GACUAGACCGGAGCAGGUUAAGUCCGCUCAGAGUUCAGGCAGAGCUGCAACAUCUCCGCUGCUGUUUGCGCUCAGUCCUGUCUGGACGCACGAGUCUCUCCAAAUAUCUGCGGAAUCUCCUCCCCUCUCAAAGAGACUCCUCCACUGUCCUCCUCCCGAAGUCUCCCACUCUCCGCCGCCGUCUCACCCCGCUGCCUCCGGGCGCGCACCGCCUUUUGCGCACGGUCACCCUCUCCACGUUCCCACUUGCGUCCGCUGCGCGCCGCUUAUCAUUUCACUCCCGCGAACAGUCCCGAGAGCCACCCUCGGGGCUGUUGUACUCUUCUCUGAUUCAGGUUCGGUUAUCAGUUUGAGCCCCGGACCGGAGAACGAUGUGACUCGUGGGGAUUUAGUGUCGUGACACUCUUUGUGGAGCCGGGGUCUGCACCGACAAAUGGGACUCUCUGCAUUUAUGGUUACAUGAAUGUCAGCGCUGCAGGCCAGAUGCCGGUGAUGGAGGAGCUUGUCAGUGAGAGCGACAGCAUGCCAAAGCGGAUGGCCCUGAUCUGCUUCCUGUCUCUGGUCAUGCUGAUGACCAUCCUGGGAAACCUGCUGGUCAUGGUGGCUGUCUGCAAGGACAGACAACUCAGGAAAAUCAAGACCAACUACUUCAUCGUGUCUCUAGCGUUUGCCGACUUGCUGGUGUCGGUGUUGGUGAUGCCGUUUGGUGCCAUCGAGCUGGUCCACCAGCACUGGAUCUACGGUGAGACCUUCUGUCUGGUCCGGACGUCGCUGGACGUUCUGCUGACCACUGCGUCUAUACUGCACCUGUGCUGCAUCGCCCUGGACAGGUACUAUGCGAUCUGCUGCCAGCCUCUUGUCUACCAGAACAAGAUGACGCCCAUGCGAGUGGCUCUAAUGAUCGGUGGCUGCUGGGUCAUUCCCACUUUCAUCUCCUUUCUGCCCAUCAUGCAGGGAUGGAACAGCAUCGGCAUCGACCACCUGAUUGAGGAGCGACGGCACAAUAAUGGCAGCAACUCCACGUCAUGUGUCUUCAUGGUCAACAAGCCAUACGCCCUCACCUGCUCUGUGGUGGCCUUCUACAUCCCCCUGGUCCUCAUGGUGCUGGCCUACCAGAGGAUCUACAUCACGGCUCGAGCCCACGCCCUGCAGAUCAGCAUGCUGCAGCGGGCGGGUGGAGCCGGCAGCAGUGCCCCCGCUACCUCUGGGGUCGGUGCCGGCUCGACGUCGGACUCGGCCGACCACCAACGCAACCACCGCAUGCGAACGGAAACGAAAGCGGCGAAGACUCUGUGCAUCAUCAUGGGGUGUUUCUGCCUCUGCUGGGCGCCGUUCUUUGUCACCAACGUAGUAGACCCUUUUAUAGACUACACGGUGCCCGACAAGCUGUGGGUCGCCUGCCUGUGGCUGGGCUACAUCAACUCCAUGCUGAACCCCAUCCUCUACGCCUUCCUCAACAAGUCCUUCCGCCGUGCCUUCCUCAUCAUCCUGUGCUGUGGGAGGAAGAGGUACCGCAGGUCGUCCAUCCUGGGGUCCGGCGCUCCCUGCACAGCCACGCAGAUCAACGGCUCCACACAUGUACUCAAUGGCUGCUCCUCUGCCUCCAAGCUGCUGCUCUGGUUCUGCAACACCAGACCAGUGCCUGUCUAGCUGCUGUAUGUCUAGGGCGUCUCAAGGCUCUAUCAAGUAUUCUGUCCUUCAGAACGGGAACCACACAGAGCAGGAGAAGAAGUCUCUGCACACCGACACAGAGUCUCACGAGUCCUGCUUGUGACGACAGCGACUCCUCAGUCACAUCUCCAACGCCCUCGGCCCUCGCAGCGCCACCGCAGAGUCGAUGGAAACACGCCACAGCCUUCACACAUCCGGAGCUGAAAUCGAACACAGAUGCAACAAAUCCAGCCAAGCUCCCGAGAAGAGCCCCGGAGGGACCUGAAGGAUCAAGGAGAGGAGCAGGACGUUGCCAGUGGCGCAUCUGGUGUUCAGCCCGGCCAACACUUGACCCGUGGUCUUCUGAGGUGCCAGGCGCUGAAAUACAACCAGCUUUCUGUCUCUGUGAUGCUGGUUCUGUCGUGUUAGUUCUCUUGUCUGCACAGAAACUGAGCCGGCCCAGUUGAACUCAGCCGGAGCCAGAAUGUGACUGCGAUCCCAUCAACUGGCCCGCCGGUCGCUUUCUUGUCUCGCGGUGAACCGGCAGCUUCGGCGGAGUGUGUAGGAGAAUUUCACAGCGGGAGAUGUGAUUAGUGACUGUGCUGGGGAGUUGUGGAAGUGAAUUAUGUUGCCAAAGCUAUUUGAUACACAUACAGUGGACCUUUUUCUGAUCAUUCUGAGAUGCUCCCUGUUGUUUUCCGGUCUUAAAAUCAGAAAGAUUGACUUUAGGUUUUAGAAGGCUGUUUCUUGUAAAGUGAAUCAGUUGGCGAAAAUUAGCUUUUAAAGUGUUAUUAAUGAAAAGAGCCAGUAUCGAACAAUAUUUCUUUUUGCUGAACAUCACAUUAACCAUCACAUGUCUUUGCCUCGACACAAAGCUGAAAAAACCUGUUUGUCUCCCAGGUCAAAGCCUCCCAGCUUUGCUAAAUCCUCCCUAAGCUGAAAACAAAAUGUGGUUGCAAGGCUGCGUUAAAUCCUUGACCUAAACUGUCCAAGUGCAUUAUUACAGAAGCUGCUAGCUCGCCCUCCUGUGCUCAUCGCUCCAUGAGGCUCCGUCUCAGUGAUUGUUUUCUACAGAAACUUCCCCCACAAGAAGUUUGACGAUCGCUAAAGCUGCUCAUGAAUGAUUCAACAGGCAUUGUGAUGAUGUUGGAGCAAAAUGUGUUUGUUUUUUUGUUUGUUUGUUUGUUUGCUCUGUGUGAUUACAUGUGCGGCUGUGUAUGUUUCCAUGGCGAUGCGUGUUUUGUGUGUUUCUGAACGGGACUUUAAAUGUGAUGUUAGUAUGAAUGAAACGGCCUUUUCCCAUCAUCCUGUGCUGUGUUUGAUUUCACCUCAUUAUUGGAACAUUCUUCUGGCAUCACACCCACUGCACAAAAAUAAGAAAUACACAACACCCAAGCAACAACACAUUUUCUGCACAGAAGUGGCUGCAGUGCAUCAUUUGCUCAGUCUAGUCUUUGAACAGUGAAGCCUACGUGGAACCCAAACUCUGACUUAAUAGUUUUUCAGACUGAGGGACAAGAAUUGUACAGUCUGUUCAGUCGAGCUCUGUCAGAUUUUAAAUCUUCUGCUGGUACAUUCUUCAAAUAAGAUAUGAGAGGUGGCCAGCCAGAUACAACACCAUUCCCACUUCAUCUCAACACACCUUUAAUUCCUUGUCUGCCCACCUCGGAUGCUACGAUAAAGAAUGUACCAGAAGUCUUUCUAGCCAGCAAGGCUAGUUUACGUGAGACAUCAAUCAACAAUGAAGCAAUUCUCAAAGUGCUUUACAUAAAACGUAAAAAGUGUGAGUUAUAAAAAAAAAAUGGAAGAAAAGCAAGGAAAGAAUGAUAAAACAGGACAGUACCAUUUGAAUAAAUAUUUGGAUUUAAAGCAACUAAGAGUUGGAGCAGAAGUUUUCUACCAGUUUGUUCCAGAAAUGUGGAUCAUAAAUAAGCAAAAUGCUGCUUCAGCUUUGAGGAGAGAAAGCAAAUGUUUCUGAGUUGAUGUGAGAGAUGCAGGUUUAUUACGUAUGAACAGAUGAGAACUGUAUUCUGGGCCCAAAACUUUCAACGCUUUAUGAACCAACACUAAGAUCUGGACAGAUGUCAUUAACUUUAUUGUUCUCAAUUAGCUGCAGCUGUCCUAGUGACGUUACCGUUCUCGUAAUACGACUACUGAAGACAAACAGAUGAAUUUCUCUGAAUCACACUGAGACUUGAGUCCAUUAAAUCUUGAUAUUAUUAAGGCGAAAAAGCCAGAUUUUAUCAUUAUCUUAUUGCGGCUAAAAUUGAGGUUUAAGUUCAUGAUGACAACAAGAUUUUUUACUUGAUUUUUUUGGUUUUUAAAUGUUUUUUACUGAAGUCGAGCACUGACUCUUAAUUGCUAUUUAUUUAGUUUCAGAAAAGAUUAUUUCAGUUUUAUCUUUAUUUACACUACUGUUCAAAAAUUUGGGGUCACUUAGAAAUGUCCUUAUUUUUAAAAUAAAAGCACUUCUUUUCAAUGAAGAUAACACUAAAUGACUCACAAAUACAGUCCAGACAUUGUUAAUGAGAUACAUGACUAUUCUAGCUGGAAACGGUUGAUUUUUAAUGGAAUAUCUCCAUAGGGGUACAGAGGAACUUUUCCAGCAACCAUCACUCAUGUGUUCUGAUGCUGCGUUGUGUUGUCUAAUCAUUUUGAAAGGCUAAUUAAUAUUAGAAAAGCCUUGUGCAAAUAUUUUAGCACAUAAAUAAAUUUGUGUGUUUUCAGGGGUAACAUAAAGUUGUCUAGGUGACCCCAAAUUUUUGAAUGGUAGUGUGUUUGAACGAAAUUUUUUGGAACAUUCAAACAAUUGUUUGUUUUUUGCACUUAGUGUUUGUAUGAGUCCACUGGGGUUGUAGUUAAGUAGAUCUGUGGGCCAUCCAUAGAAAGAAGUUAAAUAUUUUAAUCUGAGCUCCUAAAGGGGAUCCAGAAUGGAGCUUUGAGGAACUCCAUGUCAUUUUUGUCCGCACUUUGUGGAACUAUCAAUCCGUCCUUGAAGUAGGGUUCAAACCAGUUUGUGCCAGCAGGGUUCCAGUUAGUCUGCUAGCAUGUUGUGGUCAAUCCAGUGAUUCCAAGCCUGAAAUUUUACCGCUGUCUGUGUUUACAUGGAUGUCAUUCAAGACUUUAACAAGAGCAGUCUCAGUGCUGCGGUGUGGUCGAAAUCCUCGCUGGAAGACAUCAGAACGGUUGUUUAACACCAAGAAUGUGUUUUCUCAGUGAUAUUACUUUAAAUGGGAGGUUUGAUAUGAACUUAAAAUGCUUCAUUACUGAGGUGUGUGUCUUAUGCAUUCCAGUUUUCAAGGCCAGUGGUAAAUACCACUGUUGGAAUGUUGAAAUAUGCUGACUUUUUGUAGAAAGUCAACACGUUUGUGGAGAAAUUUGUCAGUGAAGAAUGAAGCAAGCCUUCAAGAAUAAAAGUUUAGUGUCGCCUACUGUUUUUCUGUUCUCAUAACUUCUUUCUUUUGAACUCAAUUCAUUUUCUUCUCAUUCACUUGCAGCCUGUUGCCUGUCUUUCUAAAAAAGAUUAUUUGAAAAGAUUUUAUGCAAAAGGCAUUCAAUGGUCCCAGAAGGCAGCAUCUCACAACAUAAUUAGUCACCGCUUACACUCCACCAAGUAUUAAUUAAUGCCGCUGCUACCUGAAUACAUGAAAAACAUUGUGGGAGAAUGUCUUCAGUUAGACAGCAAAUCAAACUGAAUCACACUUAGAAAAGACUCUUUUAUGAAUCAGGUGUAGAUGUUAGCUGUUUCUUUCUCGACUGCUGCUUUGUGUUUGUUCCCUCAGCAGAAAAUGCUGCACAGAGAAUUCAAACUCUACUGGCUUUUGCAUUGAGAGUAGAGGGAAAGAAUAGGUGAAGUGUCUUUUAAUCCAAGAGUAACUUUGUUGCUGCAUUCUGUAGAAGUGGAGACACAAUGCUGAAGCUUUCUGCACGAGUGUACAAAAGUGCCAACAUAGUUUCAUUGUAGCAAUGCAAUGACAAAAAAUAUCCUUGAAUCCUUGAAUACACUGGUUCCCACUGCACACAAUAGAGAGGACAGUACAUGAAGGACAUCUGUAUCAUGACAAAUGUUUUUUUUUUCUUGCUCUGUCACUAAUUUAGAUUAACUGUGCCUCAAAUUUCUCUCUAUAAAUGUAGGUGUGACUCACAGUGAAAAACCAACAGCUCUGCAAUACUUUGUACCCUUUUCAACCCAUUUACUGUUUGGUUUAGUGUUCAAGAGCAGCUCUAAUAGCAAAUAGAUGAUAGCAAAGUAGCCAGUAAACAAGUUAAAUAUCACCUUAUAAUGUUACUUUUCUCAGCAGUUGGUGGGGACCAAAACAGAAGUAAAACCAAAGUGAAUAUUACUAGACAAUAAAGCCACUCCAAAUCGAAGCUAUUGUUCCUCUGUAUUGCACACUGAAUGUACCGUGUUGCCAUGGGAACCCAGCAUAUAUUCAGCUGGUGAUGCAGAAAUCACAUAAACGUGUUUUUAUGUUUGGUCCGAUUACAUGCCGGUACUGGAGCUGAUAGAACACAAAUUAGAAAAUGGAUUAUUGUGUUGUUUUUUACAAAGAAUCUUCAGUGAGUAAUCGAUUCAUUUUUAUUUAUCCAAGCGAUUUCCUGCAUUAUGGCACAGUGUCAGACCUAUACACUCUUCAGAACAACAUCAUGUUUAAAUAUAUGAAGUUUAAUAGCUUUUUUGUGCAGCUGUAGUUAAUAAUAAGCGGCUGUAUUGACCAAUAAAAUAAAUAUAUUACCACACAUUUAAGUUUCCUACCAGCAUUCCUGAAUUGCGUCAUUUGCAGUAGCAGCGCUUCAUAAAUUUUUAGAUAUCUUGUUCUCCUGUUAACUGAAGCAGCUGCACACAAUCAUUUUGUUUUGUUCAGACGUCACAUGAAAUGAUUAACACCUUCUUAGCAGAGAAAGUUGAUAGCCACCUUUGUCCUACCCGUUAACAAAAAAGCCCAGAUUCGUCAAACUUGCUCCGUAGUACGGCACUCGGUAAUAGACGUCAUGUUUAAAAGCAACAAAAUGUUUUCUCAGUUUUCUGUGAAACAUGAAAAAUAUUUUUGCCUGGUUAGUUAAAAUUUGUAUUCUGAAAGAAAAAAAAUGCUUUAGAAACCCUCCACUUGCUCCAGAAUGUUGUUUUGUUGGGGUUUAUUAACAAAAAAACAACAAAAUGCACUCUUACAAUGUGUUACAUCUCAUAGAGCCACUACAGGAAAAGAAAUGGGACGUGCAGUUGCUAAAAACAAACUGCACAGGAACAAACAACCCUCUCCAAUCAGUUAAUCACACGAAAACACUGUUGAGCACUGAUUCACCGGCACCAGCCAAAAAAGCUUUUGACAAGGGAAGGUAAUUACAAAUCCUCGUAGCGACAAGCCCAUCGACCCAAUUGUGGAAGUCAUGAUUCAGAGGAACUAUCCGAGUUUUGUGUUACUGUUGUACAAAAACACAAACUACAGACAUUAUAGUUGAAUCUGGAGGAAGUAAUGGGGAGAUUUUACUUUGCAGGUUUGAAACAGUGGGUGCUGUAGGAUGGAUACAGCAUAAGUGGACAGUGAGUGUUUUAUUCUCAUAGAUGUUUAGAUUUCAGAGUGUUAUCUCACUUCAGACCUCAUGUGGCCCGACAUCCUGUUGGGUUAAAGUCAGUCAGAAGGUAGAGCUAAAGAUCAUAUGACCUUUAUUCAGUGUUCAUAUCAACCGAGCCCAGACUGUGGUUAGCCGUGGUGUUGUUCUGCAUGAUUCUCUAAACACUUGGCUAUUACAUGUCGAAAUCUUUCCACUUUUACCCAUAAUCCCUUGCAAUUUGGGGCAAUUUCCUGCAGCUGAAUCAUAUGAUGUUCUCACACCGUAAAGGCUGCACCUCAGUGCUUUAGGUGGAGAAGCCCUAGCUGAAAUUCAAUCAUUGUGCCACAACUUGCGGUGUUCUGAGUAACAGGAGACAAGUUAAAAAAAGGCCAUGCAGAUGUCAGUGACACUCCCAGAGGAAGCAGCAUGUCAGCGUGGAGCGAGUUAGAAACACUCUCCUUUAGUACGAGUGGAAAUUCAAUACUGCUUUCUGCCGUUGCCUCCGUUCAGUCACAGCCUGAUUUAUGAAAAACACAUAAAAAGUUACAGCCUCUGCUCCAAUGUUAAUGGUGCAACAAACUGACAAGGAGGUCUUUAGGGAGGCUGAAUUAUGAAGCUCACUUAUAGUGGUUUGAAGAAAAGAUGGUGGUCUGAUGACACGUGAGGACAGGACUGACAGCUGUAGGAGCUUCAGUAGAAAUCAAAAGGACUUCCCUUGUAAGUUCUUGAAGAUGUUUCACCUUCAUCCCCAAGGCUUCUUCAGUUCUGACUGCACCAGUUCCUCCGUUUACGAUGUCCUCAACCUUUAUGUUUUGUGGUUACAUUGCCAUCUUCCAUAAAUUUAUUUAAAAAGUCGAGGAAGUAGUUGGCGAGCGGACAAAUGUGUCGUCACGUGGUGCUACACAAGGAAGACGGCUUUGUUUACAUUUACCUGUUGUACGCCACAUUGGAUUGUGCUACAUUCGCUUUCUUUUGUUUGUGUUGUUUUUUUGGAAACUUUUUGCCCUUUAUUAUGGCUCCCAAGCCUAAGUCAAACUCUUGUAAUGGCAGUGCUUCAAAAAAGGGAAAGCCAUCUUCAACAAAGUGAAAUUAAAUGUAAUAAAACAGUACUUAUGUAUGUGAGUUUCGACUUACGUCAAAAAUCGCAUUACGUCGUGCCAUAGGAAUGGAAUUCCAACAUAAGUCGAGAACCCCCUGUAAUGGGCAGCUACAGAAUUUAUAGUUACUCCAGCUCAAACGACUAAUGGUCCAUUAAUGACCAGGACUCACAUGUCUUCAGGUGUGAAUUGUUGUGAAACCAGGUGGUCCACCAACAAGGAUAGCAAUCAUGGUGAUGUGGAAUGCCAGUUUACACAACAAAGGGUGUGAAUCUGCCAAGAAUGGAAUGACUCAUCACCCCAUUAGUCAGAACUGAAGAAGCCUCUUAAAUAAAGAUGAAACAUCUUCGAGAACCCUACAAGAGAAAUCUGGUUGAUUUGUACUGAAACUCCUACGAUUACCACAACCUGAAUGACUGAGAAUAUACGCAGGCAAAGAGCUGACAGUAAUGCUAAAUUAAUGCAUGAUGGGAAUCUUUUUAGUGGAAGUUUUUCUGACUGUUUCAGUAAAGUCAAGUCUAAUAUUUUUUUCAGCAUCGGACAACAGAGAAAUUGGACAUUUUUCCUUGUGCCACCAAUAUAGCGUUUAUUUUCUGAUUCAGUUUUGUUUGUUUUUCCAGACUGACCUCUACCAAAGUUGAAACACAAGCGCUUUUAUUGAUUUAAGAAAGACUUCAAGCAGCAAUUUCCGACACUGAUCUUAUGUUUCAGUUGGACUGUGACAUGAGUGUGAAGUCAGCAAGAUCAAAGUUAGAAAGACGAUUGAAAAUUCUUGAUUUUUCCUUCUCUAUGAAUGACUCAGAAAUAAUAUCAUAAUAAUAUAGCAACCUUUGCUUUUCAAUUACCAGUUAAGCAAAAUAAGAUUGCACAUCCUUGUGUUCAGCUUUAAGUAGCUUCCAAUCUGCCCUUCAAAUAACCUGACCUCUCACUGCAGACACACAAAGACAGGAACAAAUAAUUCAAUACAAUCUAAAUAAUACACAAUUCUAAAGAAUGGUUUAUCAUUCUUUUCAUGUUUUCAGCAUCUCUAAAGCCACAAUUUUAUUUUCAAGCACACAUCUGCUUCUUGUUUUUCCAUCAGUCAAAAAAGAGGUAGACUUUUGUGACAUCGAGUGUCGUGUCUUUUCUAUUAUUUCUCCAUGUUUUUUCCCUGUGCUCUGCUGUUCCGUCACCACCUACUUGCAGUUUCCAUGACAUCUGUGAGUGUGCAGCUGAAUGUCAGUAAGUGUGUGUCCCUUCUGGUGUCGACAUGUUUGUUCUGUGUGUGAAGCUUCACGACCGUCGAAAAAACAGGAACUCCACUUGGCCACGCCUUGUGAAAUUUAAUGAGCCAAUCUCUUCGGAAAACCAUAUUUGGAAGUGUACCAAGCACACCACGAGAUGCAAAAAGCUGAGAGCAUGUGAGAGGUUCGAGGGGUCAUGUAGCUAUUUCAGGUAAAAUGAGACGGAGGAGAAGUGAGAAGAAAGCCCAAAAUGGAAAUACUUUCAAGUCAGAAAUCUGUUUUGUUCUCCACUACUUCAAAGAAACAGAGCAUCCAUGCACCUGUGAAGAAAUUGGGAUUAAGUUUAAUGCAAUCUAAGGCCAGUCUUCAAACUCCUCGGUUCCUUAGCGGUAUUAGUUUGAUGUUCCCAUGUGGAGGUGAGCUGUGGUCAGCUGAAAGAGUUGCUAAAGUCUUUGCUAGACAGAUGAAGAUCAAAGCAAUAAGUCUCCUCUGAUGUGCGGUUGGAUUCCUAAAAUCAUCUUGGGCAUCAAAAUCCUCCUCCGCUGCAGAAAGAUGCUCUAUCCCUUCAACGCAGUUAAAAAGAACAUCAGGCUUUGUUGUCCGUCCCUCGGAGACUCUCUGACUGAUGUUCAGCUUUUGUAAAAGAACAGAGGCCAGAUUUUACGCCCACAGGAACCUAAAAAGAUGAGAAAGUCAUACAACCCCAGGGUUUACUGGGUUUUUAGUAGGAAGAAUGACUGAAACCACAUACACAUCACAGGUUAAUUAAGCCAUUAAUUAAUAAACGCCCACCUUACCUGAAAGUAGCCCGUCUCCGGAGGCCGAUGAAAGUCAUUUUGGGCUGUGUGGAAACAGCGGUGCCUGGAGAGCACCCCAAACUCAUCACAUACUGCUGAUUUGUCUAGACCCUUUGGCUGCUCAUUUACACACUCUAUAACCUGUGGCAUCAGUUUUGAAUGUGCAGGGUAAUGUGAGAGACCUAUAAAAAUCUGUGACUAUCUUAAAUAGAUGACACAAGUUCACAGCCAGGUGUGCUCUGCUGGCGUCAUCAGCUUUGCGCCUUUUCAGGUAAUGAGCCGUUUGCCUCAUAAUAUGUGGUCAGUACACGACUUUCCACGGCAGGAACCUUGUGGAGGCAUGAGAUAGUGCAAACUUUAGUACUUUGUCUUUUCAACCUUUAGGUUUCCAUUGUGGUGCACAGUUUCAGUGGUGAUGUUAACUCCUAGGGCACCAAAACAACAACAGCUGCUAGUUACUGGACAUAACUCCACCUCUACAACCACACAGAGGAUAGAACAGUGACAAGUUUGAGUAGAAGAUGGUUGAGAAGGAAUGUUGUCAUUGCAGUUUACCUUCUGAAGUCCCCAUCUUGGUGUUUGUACUUUAUUCUAGUUAAAAAAAAAACAGCUCUGAAAGAGAUUUCAUAGGAGGUGAAUAAAUGCACAUGAUGUUAUGGGUCCACAGAGGUGUUUUUUCAGCCAAGUCAAUGCGCCACUUCCAAAAAUCGCCCACUUUGAGGACUAGUGGGCCACUAGUGGGUCACAUGAAAGGACCUUUACCUUCAGUCCUGCAGAGGAAUUUAACCAACAUGGCAGCUCUCCUCAUUUUAUUUCAACAACAUCUAGUUUGCACAGUGGUUAUCACUUUUGCCUUGCAGUUAUAAGAUCCCCGGUUUGCAUCCCAACCCUCCUGGGAUCUUUCUGCAUGGAGUUUGCAUGUUCUACCUGUGCAUUCGUGGGUUUUCUUCAGGUUCUCCAGCUUCCUCCCACAGUCCAAAAACAUGCUGGUGAUUCUAAAUUGUCCAUAGGUGUGAAAGUGAGUGUGAUUGUUUGUCUCUCUAUGUAGCCCUGUGAUAGACUGAUGAUCUGUCCAGGGUGUCCUUUGCCUUCAUCAUAAGUCAGCUGAGAUAGACUCCAGCCCCUCGUGACCCUAAUGAGGAAUAAACGGUGUAUAGAUGAUAGAUGGAGGUAAUCGGAUGGCCAGUUUUGAUGUUUUUUGAAAUUUUCGCGAGGCGUUGAACUUACACUUCCGGUGCUUCGUUUGCACAAAAGUGAGGUCCAGGCUACUUUAUGCCACAUUACCAGAAUACAACACAGGGUGUUUCACACAGGCAGUGAAUGGAAAGCAAAAAACUGAUGAAUCCUGUGGGCAUCGGCCAUAAAGCAGAUCAGAGGUUCCUGCUGUGGAAAACAGCUUACUGUUGUGAAAUGGUAUAAUUCAACCUAGAACAUUAUCCUAAACUUAACCAAAAAGCAAACGAAAAUGGAUCUGCAGUCCCAACAUAAAAGAAGUUCUCAACCACAAAACACCUUGUGUAGAUCUGGGUUACCAGCAGUUCAGAUCCUGACCCACAGAUUAAAGGCUGAGACAUAAUGAAGCACUUUCUGAACUAUUCUUUUUCCCUUGGAAAGAAACCUGAAAUUUGGGCAGCUCUUUUCUCUCCUGGCAUUGGUUUCUCCUGUGAGGUUGAUGUCUAUUGAAGGGGCUGAUUUGCAGCAGAUAGAUUGAAAAUUUUAGUUUGCAGAUGUUCUUGGUUUCACACAUUCCCACUGCAUGAAUGUAAAACAUUCAAGACGAGGCAAACAUGGUGUUUCAGUCAGAAUUACACAGACGAUUUGUAAAAUAACAUAUUUCAAAAUUUAAUCUGGUAGUUCUCCAUUUAUGCGUGCAAACCAGUUUUAUGGAAGCAAAGAUUCCCAUGUUGCUGCUUCCAGAUUACUGAGUGCACUUUUAAGACCAGGGCAUUUCAACAAAUGUUUCUCCAUCAUGCCUACACUCAACCAACCCAACCAAUGAAGGCAACAAGCUCUGCGUUGUUACAGACAGAGAAGCCAAGUCAGACUUUCUAUCCAAAAAACUGACUGAAAAAUGUAUAUUAGAAAGGAUUUAGAAGUUAUUGUAGACAGUGCUGUCUAAAAAAUGAGUAUACCUUUACCACAUGUAGGAAAUUUGCCUGAAUCUAAAAAAAAAAAAUCUACUAAAUGUAUAAAGGAGGUCAUUAAUAGUGUCAUAUCUGGAUAUCAUCUCAAUUUUAGCUGUCAUGCAGAAAACCAGACAGAGGAAAGACUUCACUGCUUUGAUCUUCAACUACUAAAAAAAUUAUUAGAAAUUUUAUUGAAACAUUCAUUCAUUGCGAGCAAGGAUGUAAAAAAGAUCAGUUGCAACAAAACGAACAUUUCUGGGAGCAGCAUAGAUUGCAACAAAUCCACAAUUUCAUCAGAACCGCUUUACAGCACUUGCAAGAACACCAUUUUCAAAAUGUAAAAAAAAAAAAUAUGAUGGAUGUUUUAUUGGAGUGUUGAGGUGACUUUGGGAAGUCUGUGAGAUAAAACCUCUGGAUGCAAAACACAGAAAGAAUACAGAAAGCAGCACUGCCACUAAUACAAAGUACACACAGCAUUUAAAUCCUCUACCAGCCUCCCGCCUGCAUUCAGGUUCAGCCCUGCAGAAGAGAACUCUCUGCAUGAAGCCGACACGACGAUGGAGGACAGAGGAUGUUUAAGGCAUUUAAUUCCAUUGAAAGUCACUUCUUUUCCUCUUCACCUUAAGCAGAAUCUGUAGCCUUUAAAAGCCUUUAGCCUCCUAAAUAUCCCAUGAUAUCUAUGUUGAAUUCAUUUGCAAAAUAGCAUUUGUUUUUGCUUUGUUUUUAUGUUGUUUUUUUUAUGGUGCAGUUUUAAUGGUUCCGUAUUCUCAGAAGCUCCUGUCAGAGUUUAAUCCAAGAUCAUCCCCAGCUGUCUGGUUGUGUUCAUUUUUUUGUACAUGCAAUUGUGGCUAUUAUUUUUCAAAUGCUGGAUUACAUACACUAUUGUUCAAAAGUUUGGGGUCACAGGAAAGCCGUUUUUUUUUUUUUUUUUCAAUGAAGGUAACAUUAAAUUAAUCAUAAAUCCAGUUUAGACAUUGUUAAUGUGGUAAUUGACUAUUCCAGCUGUAAACGGCUGAUUUCUAAUGGAAUAUCUCCAUAGGGGUACAGAGGAACAUUUCCAGCAACCAUCACUCCUGUGUUCUAAUGCAACAUUGUGUUAGCUAAUGGUGUUGAAAGACAAAUUGAUGGUUAGAAAACCCUUGUGCAAUUAUGUUAGCAUGUGCAUAACAGUGUGAGUUUUCAGGGAAAAGAUGAAAUUGCCCAGGUGACCUCAAAGUUUUGAACAGUAGUGUACUUUAUAUAACUUCACAGGUAACAUUUGGUACUGAUGUUCUCAGCACAGCCUCUUUGCCUUCUUUUAUUUUUGCUAAAUGAAAAUGCCCCUAAAUAUUCUUAACAUCUUACCUGCCUUCUUAAGUGUCAAUUACAGAAAUUCUCAGAUGCUGCUGCUGUUGAAAUGUAACUUCGUUACAGUUAAUUUUUUUGCAGAAAUAUGAAAGUUAAAUUCAAAAUUUUCAUCUGAAUUUCAAUGGAAAGUUUGAUAACUUUUGGAGAAACCAUUACUCGGAUUAACAGAAGUAUUAUUAAAGAAAGAAUGAUAGCAAACAAAUGUGUUGCAUGAAGCAGGAUUUCAACAACAGCUGAAUUUUAUUUCAUCAUUCCAUCACUCCUGCUCCCUUCCAUGUCAACUCUUUUUAAUUUAUUCAUUUAUGUUUGCAGCUUACAGCAUGAAUGUGUAUAUACAUAAAAGAAAAUAACUCCCACAAACUGUCCAAAGGAGACAAAAAAAAACUUUUAUAAAUCUCUUCGGUAUUUAUUUUGACAGAACAAAAUGGGUAUUUUCAUGUAUUAAAAGAACAUAAAAGGCUUCUCUUUCAGGGAGCUGAAAUGUGUAUGACUUUUUUCUGUUGCUAUGUGACAGUUCUGAUAAAAGGCUAAUUAAAGAUUAAAGAGAUGUUGAUAA
Molecule: messenger RNA, 14349 nt
Organism: Acanthochromis polyacanthus (spiny chromis)
Lineage: Eukaryota; Metazoa; Chordata; Actinopteri; Pomacentridae
Gene: htr4
Product: 5-hydroxytryptamine receptor 4
Exons: 8
Coding region: 460-1650 (396 amino acids)
Biological process (GO): adenylate cyclase-activating adrenergic receptor signaling pathway; chemical synaptic transmission; regulation of appetite
Cellular component (GO): plasma membrane
Molecular function (GO): G protein-coupled serotonin receptor activity
Source: RefSeq, a predicted model, not a curated record